GCCAUUUCCUGUCUGCUAUAUAUUCCCAACGCGUGCAAGAUUAUUACAGAUAGCUCAUAUCGAUCUCCGAUAUUUCCCAUCGGAUUUCUCCCGUUUAGGUCAACAGAACCCUCACGUGCCGGAUUAAUAUUCAUCACCAUGUCUCACAGCUCUCCCAAAAAACAGAAAAUGGCGACCACGCUGGACCAUCUGAAGGAGUUCACCACGGUUGUGGCCGACACUGGGGAUUUCGACGCCAUUGGUCAGUACAAGCCGCAGGAUGCCACGACCAACCCCAGCCUGCUGCUGGCCGCCGCGGACAUGCCGCAGUACCAGAGUAUCGUGGACGACGCCAUUCAGUACGGACUCAAGAACGGCAAGACGAUCGAUGAACAGCUAACAGAGACCAUGGACAAGCUGUUUGUGAACUUUGGUGUGGAGAUUCUCAAGAUCAUUCCUGGCAGGGUCUCUACUGAGGUGGACGCCAGGUUGUCGUACGAUGUGGAGGGUUCCAUCGCGAAGGCACGGAAGUUUAUCAAACUGUACGAGCAGGCCGGCAUCAGUAAGGAGAGGAUCCUGAUCAAGCUCAGCUCCACCUGGGAGGGCAUCAAGGCUGGGGAACAACUGGAGGCAGAACACGGCAUCCACUGCAACAUGACCCUGCUGUUCUCCUUUGCACAGGCCGUGGCGUGUGCGGAGGCAGGCGUGACGCUGAUCUCACCGUUUGUCGGGCGGAUCCUGGACUGGUACAAGGCCAGCACGGGGAAAACUUCCUACGAGCCACAUGAUGACCCAGGUGUGAUCAGUGUCACUAAGAUCUACAACUACUACAAGAAGUUUGGGUACAAGACGAUCGUGAUGGGAGCUUCCUUCAGAAACACUGGGGAGAUCAAGGCUCUGGCUGGGUGUGACUUCCUCACUAUCAGCCCCAAACUCCUGGGAGAGCUGCAGAAAUCGGAUGAGGUGCUCAAGCGCCACCUGUCUGUGGAUCAAGCCCAGGCAGAAGAGCUUGAGAAGAUCACGCUGGAUGAGAAGACGUUCCGCUGGCUGCACAACGAGGACCAGAUGGCCGUGGAGAAGCUCUCAGACGGGAUUCGCAAGUUCGCGGCGGACGCCAUCAAGCUGGAGAACAAACUGAAACAGAAACUGCUGGCGGCUGCGAAUGGGGCUGAGAAGUAGAGCACACCAAGACAGAAAAACAUCAUAUCGUCAAAGAAAACCACUACUUAGAAAGGAAGAGAGGAAAACCCUCUAAAAGUAGUUUUGCUACCUUCAUUCUGAACAUUGUAGUCCAGCAAUUCUGCCUAGUACCAGUACCUUUUAUACAGUAAACAUAGUACGGUAAGUUUUUCACUAAGAUAAACCAAGGACAUUAUACAUAGUGUAUAAUGUCCUUGGAUAAACCAACAAACAAUAUUAUACAACCUUGGGAGAUGCUAGGAAUGGUAAAAAAAAUAACUUUGGGAAAAUAAGACAGUACAAAAAGGUGGAGGGAUGCAGGCAUAAGAAAUAGACAUGUAGUUAUCGCUAUUCUAAAGAACUUACUUAAUGUGCCACUAUUGUCUUAGAUCCAAAAAGUAUUAUAACAGAGAUCUAGAUAUGAAAUAUGUGUAAGAAUUGUGAUGUCUUCCUGUACUGGGUAACACAUAUAUGUAUUUCCCAUUUCACAAUGGUUAAAAUCAUACCGGUAUGUACUGUAAUCAAUUGGGUCAUUUUAAUACCAAUAUGUGUUGCCCAGCCCCAGAAAGAGUAUAAUAAUUGAUAUGAUUCAGAUAAUGGUAUCAUGCAUAAGAGAUGGUAAAAUGAGCGAUAUUGUUGAAGAUUAUUUUUGAUGGAAAUAAAGUCUUUCUCUCUUGCACUCCA
This is a messenger RNA of Branchiostoma belcheri (Belcher's lancelet), 1842 nucleotides long. Its product is annotated as transaldolase-like. The record is from RefSeq and is a predicted model, not a curated record. Lineage: Eukaryota; Metazoa; Chordata; Leptocardii; Amphioxiformes; Branchiostomatidae. Bases 139 to 1158 code for a protein of 339 amino acids. Gene Ontology annotation, cellular component: intracellular anatomical structure; cytoplasm. Gene Ontology annotation, molecular function: transaldolase activity. Gene Ontology annotation, biological process: pentose-phosphate shunt, non-oxidative branch; pentose-phosphate shunt; carbohydrate metabolic process. The transcript is spliced from 9 exons.